AUGCCAACGCAGCGAAAGUUAACAACUGCUAAGCGACAGCAUGCGAGAAAUCCUCGUCCGCGACCUGCUCUAUCUGACGUCACCAACGACACGUCAGCCGAGCUCACUACAUCCAGCAAGCCUACCCCGCCUUCGCUGGUAAACGCGGCCGUGCUUCCAUCGAAGCCACCCGUCGUGCCUGCUGAUCCCUGCACUCCUGCACCUUUGACUUCGAAAGGAUCGCGACUGAUCGACGGUGCACAUGACGACGGUGCUGACGCUCUCCGGAGCGAAGUUUCAAAGCUGCUGCUCUCGACGCCGUGCCAGGAGGAGACCCCCGAGAUUGUCGCGAAGAGCCGGUCGAAGCUGACGAGGCAGAGCAGCACGCCGGGUUGGAAUGGCGACAGCCCGUGCAUUCAAGCGACGCUGACGAGGCAAAAUACCAUCGCGCGCUGCUACAGCAUCCAGGAACCAAUUUCCGCGGCGUAUGGCGACGCCGUUGGCGACGACGGCGUCAGUGGCAAUGGUUUCGCGCACCUCGACCUGUGCGACCCGUGCGACCGCACUCCGCAGGCCGUGGCUCCUCUCCGUCGUCGCAGGGCGGCUGUUCUUGCUUCGCCUACCGUCAUGACCGCCGUUAAGGGCGCGGCGACGUUGACGCCAUCGCUAAGCCUCUACGCCGCGCCCACGCCGCACAACUCCCCCGAAGAAGCCCCCGCUCCGGCUCCCGCGCUCGUCCGUUGCGCCACCUCGCCCAUCCCGCGCGCUAGGUUCCCCAUUCCCCGCUCCACGUCGACGAUCGGCGGUGUGGCGGGUUCUGCAGGGGAAAUGUUGGCGGAAGGCGGAACGGCGAGGCGAACCCGCGCCAAGUGGCAGGUUGGCGGGAAGAUCGGCGCUGUGCUGGGGAAGGAUCCCGCGGGACUGCUAGCCGCUAUUAAUGCUAUUCGCGAGCAGCAUCGUGGCUCUCAGCAACGUCAUGACGAUUCUCCCGCUGAAGGCGGCUCCGUAACAAUGACCCGCCGCCUCCGCUCCUCACUCGCCUCCCAGCUCUCCUCCCCCGCGCUUCCCGCGGGCAUCCCCCCGGCGAACCGUCGCGCCCCUAACUCCGCCGCCCCUGGAACGGUAGGGCCGCGCGUGCUGCGCCCUCGAUCCCCCUCCCCCUUGCGCCGGGCGCGCAGCCCUCGGGCGCUCUCUUCCCCCGCCCCUGACCACGGCGUGCCGCCGGUUUCUCGCUAUCAGGAUGAGAUCCCAGACGCAGCUGACCAGCAGGUAGAUCACGCUUUUAAUGCUCAUGAAACUGCUGCUGGUGCUCCCUUCAUGCAUCUCGACCCCUCUGCGACGGGUCUGUCGCUCGUCGCAGAGGUCGCAGCGUUCCUCGUGCGACUAGACGACGCUAAUUUGGCGUCGUCAUCUUCGUCGUCGUCGUCGUCGUCGCAGGCUUCGAAGAGCUUUGAAAACGAUUACGACGGCGACGCGGCGCGGCUAGAAGUUACGCGGGAAGUGCGCGAACAGCUCGAGGCCGCCUGGAAUCUCAGUCCCAGUGACGCUGGGCGGGGCAACAGGCGGAAACUUGUCAAGGGGCGGCGGUUUUUGUCCGCUUCUGCGACGAAGCUGCCAGCAGGGGGGAUGGCGGAGGGGGAAGCAGAUGUGGGUGGAAACAUGGCGGAAAUGGAUCCUGCCGCGCGGAGGCGGGCGAUGCGGAGGAGGUUGCGCGCAGCCGCGCUCGCGAUGGGCCUUCGGAUGAGCGGAAACGCGCUGGGAAUGGCGGAAGAUGGGGAGGCGGAAGCGGAACUGGACGCGGAAGCGGAACUGGACGCGGAAGCGGAAGCCGCUUCAGCUUCUCCGCGCGUAAGGAGAAGUGGCGGAGGCGGAAGAGCUUCCGCGGGCGGGGGAGCGGCUGGGGGGGACGCGAUGAGCGAGGAGGAGGUGGAUGCGCUGAUUCGUGACUAUGGCGGGGGUGAUACAGCGAUGAACGUUGAUUGGACGCAGCCACGCUCGUUGCUACCGGCGAAAGAGGAGCUUCGACUGGCGGAGCUGAUACAGCGCGGGAACGAGCUGGAGGAGCGAGCUAAGAUCGCGGCAGCCUCUGCCAGGCCUGCGGGUUCUGCAGCCCUAGCAGCAACAGCCUCAGCAGGUCGUGAGGUGAAUGCAGCUCCUGAGGCUGCUGAAGCAUUCGCAGAUGGGCGUGGGGAUGGGGAAGCAGACGGAUAUGCAGAUGCAGAUGCAGAUGCAGAUGCAGAUGAGAGCAUCGCACGUUCGGAAGAGCAGCAGCAGCGGCAGCAGCAGCAGAGGCAUGUGCUGUCGCAUUUGGAAUGGGCAGCGCUAUGCAACCUGACUCCCAAGCAGCUGCACCGACAGCUGCUCGCCGCCCAGGCCGCACGAACCAAGCUCGUUCUGCACAACCUGCGCCUCGUGCUCUCAAUCGCCCACUCCUUCCGCCUCUCCACGGGAGCCGACUUCAUCGCUGUCUGCCAGCGCGGCCUAGAGGGUCUCACCACUGCUGCCCGGCGCUUUGACCCCGCCAGGAAGCUGCGCUUCUCCACCUUUGCAACUCAUGCAGUCCGCACGGCCAUCAUCCGUGCCAUCCCCUCUACCCAAUUCGUCCGCAUGCCUGCCAGGAGCUCCAUGACCCUCAUUUCAGUGCGCAAGGCAAGAGCAGCAGUGGAGAACCGACUAGGUCGUAAGGCCACUGUAGCAGAGGUGGCAGCAGAGGCAGGCCUGUCUGCCGCCCAGUGCCGAGCCGCCCUUGCCACCCCUCUCGUCACCCGCCCCGUCUCCCUGCACUCGGCGUCUCCGGUCACUGGGCUUGCACUGGAGGACACUAUAGCGAGUACGGAUGGUGGCGAGGGUGGUUUGGUUGCUACCGGUCCUGCUACUACUGGUGCUGCACUUGCUGCAUCUGCUGCUGCAUCUGCUGCAACUGCUGCUGCUGGUGCUGUUGAUGGCGGCAGUGGUAGUGGUGCCAGCGCUGGUGAUAGCAGCGUGGGGAGAAGCAUGGGCGUGCAGGGAGGCGCAUUGGGCCACACACGAGCAGCCCUUGUUGCCGUGCUUGAUACAUUACAUCCACACGAGGCCACCGUGCUGAGGUGGCGCUUUGGGCUGGGCGGCAAGGACGGCGAGGGCGUGGGGGAGGUCCUAACCCUUCGGCGGAUAGCAGCCAAGAUGGGUCUGUCGUAUGAGAUGGUUCGGCGGUAUGAGGCACGGGGGCUGCUGAAGCUGCAGCGGCUUCCGCUCCUGGUGGGAAGCGUGGUGGUGGCAGGGGCGGCAAGGGUGGCAGGGGUGGCGGAGGUGGCGGUGGAGGGAGCGGUGGUGGAGGCGGCGGGGGUGGUGGAGGUGGUGGGGGUGGACGUGGGGGUGGAGGCGGUGGGUGGGGUGGCGGCAGGACCGGGGGCGGUGGAGGCGGCGGCGGCGGUGGUGGGGGAGGAGGCAGCGGCAGUGGCGGUGGAGGCUUAG
Molecule: messenger RNA, 3432 nt
Organism: Closterium sp. Yama58-4
Lineage: Eukaryota; Viridiplantae; Streptophyta; Zygnematophyceae; Desmidiales; Closteriaceae
Source: the annotation of a GenBank genome assembly